Molecule: messenger RNA, 3682 nt
Organism: Felis catus (domestic cat)
Lineage: Eukaryota; Metazoa; Chordata; Mammalia; Carnivora; Felidae
Gene: SLC75A1
Product: major facilitator superfamily domain containing 10
Exons: 12
Coding region: 1204-3132 (642 amino acids)
Biological process (GO): transmembrane transport
Cellular component (GO): brush border membrane
Molecular function (GO): transmembrane transporter activity
Source: RefSeq, a predicted model, not a curated record
ACCACAGAUAUUUGGCUCCUGUACAGAAAUCGGUGUACCUGGCAGGUGAUACGGGGCCCGGCGCUGAGGCCUUGCCUCCCACAGGCCGGCGCUGGAGGCCAGUGUCACACAGCUUGUGGUCACAGCAGCCAGUCCUGCGAGGUGGCCCUGGGACCUGCACUGAGACACCAGUCCCUGAGGUCACACGGUCGGCCGUGGCAAAAACCACAGAUUUGAGGACUGGCCAGGGGGAGGUGGGGGACUCAGGGAGUGGCUGGCAGGACGGCCUAAGUGUGGUGGGAAAGAGGAGGUUGGUUGGUGGGGAGAAUUGGCAGUUUGCUUUUGGACAAAUCGGGUGGUGCUGGAACUCUACGCGGAGUCCGGGGCCAGGACGCCCCCGGAGCACGUAGGGCUCAAGCCCCGACUACAGAGAGCAGCCUUGGGAAUGAGGCAGGAGCACUCGGCCAGCCUCCCCGGGGUCGCCAGAGACCGGCUCGCCAGCUGUGUGGCUCCACAAAGCCAGGAGGCCCCGGCAGCUGUCACAGGCACGGAGCAGGCUGGCGUCACCUCCUCGAUGUGCAGGCCUGGCCAGCUGUCGUUCAGCCCCGGGAUCUCGUGCACCCGGGCCUCAGCCCGACGUCCUCCUCUUCAGUCCCACGAGGCUGGACCGGGCCAGCAACAAGCCCUAAAGCCCCAGCUUUGGAUCGCGCUAUCACUCUGCUCCCCCCGCCCCCCGGGCCUCUCCCCAAACCCCCUGGACAUGUAAUUCUUGGAAAUGUCAGGAUCUGUGUAUCUGGCCCAGCCCAGCCCUGCCUCUUCCUGCAGGGAUUCUGGAAGAAGGGAUGAAACCCAGCUAGGACCAGCCUGCCAGGGGCAGAACCGAGGGCUGCUCCGAGCCUUCUGAGACACUAUUUCCAACUCGUACCUCCUGCCCCUCCCCCGUGGCCCAGCUGGGAAAAAUGAACAUGACCCGAACGUAUCCUUUGGAGAAAGUGCUAACGGCUUUCUUCUUGGCUGGAGGUGGACUCCUUGCGCCUAUUACCGGGCGGUGGGACUGCUGCUAUCUUUACUUGGGAGUUUACUACGGCGUAAAGAGGGGGUAGGAAUGCCAAGUUGACAAGGGGUGGGCUGUGGACGCGCGUCAACUUGGAAGCCGAACCUCAUUUCCAGAACUUCCCGUUACUUUCUGGUUCGGGUCGGCCAGUCAGACGAAUCCUGGAGGGCAUGUGGGUGGAGGUGGUGAGGAGGUGUGGGCGUCCGCCGACCUGGGUCAGGCUGGUGGCAGGAGAGGCCAGCGCGCUGCCGGCUGGACGCUGUGGCUCCCGCGGGUCCCCUUCCCCGGCCGCCUGUCCCGGGGUCCCGGGCUCGGCACAACGCGCAGAGCCGCCGAGACACUGGCGUGCGCGGUCACGGCGGGGACACCCGCGCCGGCACGAGCCGGUGAGCGGCGGGAAGGCGCGCCGGCCCCUCCCGACCCGCCCGCUCUCGGCCUGCCGGCCGGAAGAGGAAGCGCGCCGGCGCCCACGUCCGGGGCGGGAGGAGGCGUGGCCGGCGCGCGCCCGCCCCCGGCAGUGUGCCCGCCGUGCAUUCCGCAUCCGUCCAUCAGUUCGUGUGUCCGACCGUCCGUCAUCCCUGAGCGCGCGGCCGCGGCAGGAUAGGUCUCUGGCUCUGGGGUACCCAGAGGUGCCCUCAUGCAGACCUGCCACACUGUCAGCCAGGCGGGAUUGGAGCGGCCCCCACCAUGGGCUGGGGAGCAGGAGGGAGCUGCACCCCGCGCCCACCCAUCCGCCAACAGCCCUUGUCAGAGCCCCGUGUGAUCACCGUGGUCUUCCUCGGCCUCCUGCUGGACCUCCUGGCCUUCACUCUGCUGUUGCCUCUGCUGCCAGGGCUGCUGGAGAGCCAUGGCCGUGCCCACGAUCCCCUCUAUGGCUCCUGGCAACGAGGCGUGGACUGGUUUGCCGCAGCCAUCAGGAUGCCAGCGGAGAAGAGGUACAACAGUGUCCUGUUUGGAGGUCUGAUAGGCUCAGUCUUCUCCUUCCUGCAGUUCCUCUUGGCACCAGUCACGGGGGCUGUCUCAGACUGUCUCGGGAGGCGCCCGGUGAUGCUGCUGUCUCUGGCAGGUCUGGCCACCUCGUAUGCCGUGUGGGCGGCCUCAAAGAGCUUCGCCGCCUUCCUGGCCUCCAGGGUGAUUGGGGGCAUCAGCAAGGGAAACGUCAGCCUCUCCACAGCCAUCGUAGCCGACCUGGCCUCACCUUCCGCCCGCAGCCGAGGCAUGGCAGUCAUUGGAGUGGCCUUCUCGCUGGCCUUCACGCUGGGCCCCAUGCUUGGCGCCUUCCUGCCAGCGGAGAUGGUACCCUGGCUGGCUUUGCUCUUUGCUGCCUCCGACCUGUUGUUUAUUUUCUGCUUCCUGCCGGAGACGCUGCCUGCGGAGAAGCGGGCAUCCUCUAUCGGCCCGGGGUUCCAGGCCGCGGCAGACCUGCUCAGCCCCGUGGCCCUGCUCCGUUUCUCGGCCGUGGCCCGUGGCCAGGACCCACCCGCUGGAGACGGGAUCCGUCACCUUCGCCGCCUGGGUCUGGUGUACUUCCUCUACCUCUUCCUGUUCUCGGGUCUCGAGUUCACCCUGAGCUUCCUCGCUCAUCAGCGCUUCCAGUUCAGCAGCCUGCAGCAAGGGAAGAUGUUUUUCUUCAUCGGCCUCACCAUGGCCACCGUGCAGGGCGCCUACGCCCGGAAGAUCAGCCCUGGCAGCGAGAUUGCCGCGGUGAAGCGGGCCAUCUUGCUGCUGGUGCCUGCCUUCCUCCUCAUUGGCUGGGGGCUCACGCUGCCCGCGCUGGGCCUGGGGCUGCUGCUCUACUCCUUCGGCCCCCCAGGUGGGAGGAGACCAGCAAGCACCCGACGGCUUCCUCCCCCCCCCUCCCCCAAAGGCUUGCCCAGGCAGAAGGGCACGAUCAUGGGCACACUUCGGAGCCUGGGCGCCCUGGCCAGGGCAGUGGGACCCAUGGUGGCUGCCUCAGACACACGGUGUCAGCCACGCCUCCAAAUGACAAAAUAAAGCAGCUAUUUUAUACCAAGUGCCUUUCGCCAGCACACGGCUGUGCCUCACUACCCCCCACCUGGGAGACCCCCGAGCACCAGAAGCUCUUACGCCUGCACUGAGCAGAAAAGUCCAAGGCUCGUCCGGGGCCCGCGACCAUUCUGCACAACAGGGAGGACAGAAAGGGUGACACAGGGCCCGCCACGAUGGGAGCCCACACCCGCUAGGGCCCACGUGAGCUGUGCCCUGCACCCUGGCCACCCAGGGAGGAGGGAGCCCUGUGCUGGGCUCUUCCCAUCACCAUCCCAUCCCUGCGCAUCUGUUCGGACUGUAGGGGCGUCAGGCUCUCGGGCCCAAGAGCAGGCUGGCACGCCGGGCAAGGCGAGUCUGGGUUCUAGGGGCCUUCCUGGUGCAGAGCAACAGUGUCCAAUCAAGAAAUAAACACUUGGGAUCUCAAGACAGACUUCUGGAAGUCCUAUCUUGAACCAAGGGGGAAAAAAAUGCCAAACUGCUUCCGAAAUUUAGACAAGGAAACUGCUUAAAGAAUUUUAUUUGUGAGUAAAACACGUUACAGUGGAGGACAGAGGACCCAUCCUCCCAAGCCUGUACCCAUAUAUGCGACUAGACUUCAUGUUGUAAUACAAAGAGUUAAAAUAAACUACAAAAGUGAAA